CGCCCGAAGCCGGUUCGGGUCAGAACUCGCGCAGGGCCAGCCGGCGGCCGAUAUCCGUGCACGUGUUUCGCUUGGAGUCCGAACCGCGCAUGGACGGGCCGCUCUCCACCACGCCGGGCCGUGGCCGCGGUCGACUGAUACGCGAGCGGUCAGCGCCGGCGUCAAACGCCUCUGGGCGGCAGUAGUGCUCCGCCCGCCCCGCCCGCCGUCUGCUAGGGCAGCAGCAGUAGAGAUUUCCCGGGGGAAAAACGACUUCUGAGGCGUGGACCGGGUCCGGGCGGUCUGUUUUAGCAGCCAACCUGCUGCGCCGUGAGUCGAGACCGACCGCUUCGGUUCGAGACCCAGGAUGCUUCCGACUCCGCACCCCCACCGCCUGGCCGCGGGCCUCGGCGGGAAGACCACGCAGCAUGUCAGCGCGGCCGUGGUCUCGCUGCUGGCGCUGAGCUGCGGCACGGCCUUGGGCUGGACCUCGGCGGCGGCCGCGGUGGAGCAGGGCGAGCAGGGCUUCGCGGUGACGGCCGACGAGUGGUCCUGGGUGGGCUCGGUGCUCACGCUGGGCGCGGUGCUGGGCUGCGUCGGGGUGGGCGCGCUCCUCGGCCCGCUGGGCCCGCGCACCACCUGCCUGGGGCUCGCGCCCGUCUUCAUCGUGGGCUGGGCGCUGCACGCCUGGGCCUCCAGCCUCUGGAUGCUCGUGCUGGGCCGCGUCCUCACGGGCUUCUGCUUCGGCGCCACCUGCGUCGUCGUGCCCAUCUACACGUCCGAGGUGGGCGAGAGCGACGUCCGGGGCGCGCUCGGCAGCUACCUGGAGCUGCUUAUCUGCGCGGGCGUGCUCGUCGUCUACCUGCUGGGCGCCUACCUGCCGCUGCUCUGGCUCAACAUCUUCUGCCUGGCGGUGCCCGCGGUGUUCGCCGCGCUGUUCAUGUGGCUGCCGGACUCUCCCCGGUGGAUACUGCUCCACACGGGAUGCCGUGAAAAGGCCCGGAUCGCCCUGAGCUUCUACCGCGGCGGGGCCGACGUGACCGGGGAGCUCGCCGAACUGGAGGCGACCCUCAAGUGCAACGCCGAGGAGGACGAGGGUGUCUCCCUGGCGGCUGCCUUCAACACCAGGGCGUCCAAGAAAGGCCUGGCGUUGGCGAUAUGCGCCAUGCUGCUGCAGCAACUCUCCGGCAUCGACGCUGUCUGCUUCUACGCUAGUCAGAUGUUCAGAGACGCGGGUACGAUCAGCCUCUCGGCCGAUGAGGCCAGUUUGGUGAUGGCUGCGGCCCAGAUCGUGUUCGUCAUCGUCUCCCUGCUCAUCGUGGACAACCUAGGAAGGCGCAUUGUACUCAUGGUCUCGUCCGGCAUCUUGACUGUUUGCUGUUUUGCCAUGGGCCUCUACUUCUAUUUCAACAGCGGCGUGGACGCGGACCACUCGCUGGACUGGAUCCCCGUCGUGGUGUCGUGCGUGUACGUGAUGGGCUUCUCCAUCGGCCUCGGACCCGUGCCGUGGCUCUUCGUCGGCGAGAUCUUCCCGGACCGCGUCAAGGGGCUGGCUUCGUCCGUGGCCAACACCGCCAACUGGCUGGCCGCCUUCCUCGUCACCAAGUUCUUCCCGACCAUCAAUGAGACUCUCGGCGUCUACGUGUCCUUCUGGGUGUUCGGCGCGUGCUGCCUGGCCGGCGUGGCCGUCGUGUUCUUCUUCUUCCCCGAGACCAAGGGCAGGACGCUGGACGAGAUCCAGGACGACCUCAACGGCAGGAAGAACCGACGGACGACUGCGCUGCGACCAGAGGGGCUGCACGGCGCCGGCACGGAGAAGCGCCGGUACGGGUCGUUUGACUCGAACUCUAAGGUGUGAGGCUCAAACGACGCGGGGCACACAUCGUGAAGCCAACGUGCCAGACCAAACAUAUUGAAUCUCACUAACAGCGCAUUGGGGAGAAAAAUAGUACAAACUAUAAGACAAAAAUAAUAAAUUACUUUACUACUUGA
Messenger RNA from Frankliniella occidentalis (western flower thrips), 1971 nucleotides. Its product is annotated as facilitated trehalose transporter Tret1-2 homolog. The transcript has 6 exons. Lineage: Eukaryota; Metazoa; Arthropoda; Insecta; Thysanoptera; Thripidae. Bases 347 to 1837 code for a protein of 496 amino acids. Gene Ontology annotation, cellular component: membrane. Gene Ontology annotation, molecular function: sugar transmembrane transporter activity. Gene Ontology annotation, biological process: carbohydrate transport; transmembrane transport. The record is from RefSeq and is a predicted model, not a curated record.